UGCCAGCGUCGAAGAGGCCGUGUCGCAUGGUUUAUUGAGAAAUAAUUGUUGCCAUGGCAGCGGGCUUCGUCGGUUCGACGAAAAGCUUUCCAUUCUCCUUUGAUGUCGACGUCGACGAGGAGGAACACAGUAGGAGCACACCUCAUCUUAAUAAACGAAUAGGUAGUGAGAGCCCAACAAGUGCAGUAGGGGCGGAGGCGCCUCGGGAGCUUCCAAAUGAAUUGUCGGCGCCCUACGAGGUGCCACAGUUCCCUAUUGAACAAAUUGAAAAGAAGCUUCUCAUACAGCGACAACUCAAUGUCAAGGCUGCAGAAUGUGGGCAGUCAGCUCGCUCGUUCGCGGGUAGCGAGGCUGGCGGAGCGGUGUUUGAAGAAGCCGCCCGCCUAAGAGCUGAUGAUGAUGACAUGGACGUCAUCCUUCCUCACUUUCAGCGAGUGGCCAUCAGCGGAGAAGAUACCUCCGGGGUCCCGCUAGAAGACUUGCAGCAAGCCUCCUCCUACCUGGUGCAAGCUUUAGAAAUCCGCAAGCGAUACAUGGAUAUCUCCAACCAGACGUUCUGCAGCAUCACGGCGCGAUUCCUCAGAUCAAUAGACCCGGAAGCUGCAGCUAACCAUACGCCGAUUGUUAAAGCACCUCAAAGACAUAUAGCUGAUCACAUAGUCCAUCCCCCUUUCAAAGACAACAAAGACCCGUGGGAAUGUCCAAUGCCGGACGCUAAAAACUAUAAAAUCAAGUCGGAUGGCGGAGUCUUCAACCUGUACAGGGACGAGGAGUGCAAAGACAGAGUGCCAUACGAGUACGUCACCCUGACCCAGUACAUACAGGACAUGAAUGUUAUGUGCACGAUGAUCGCUGAUGGACCAUUGAAAUCGUUCUGCUACCGUCGCCUGAGUUACCUAUCAUCCAAGUUCCAGUUACACGUACUUCUAAAUGAGUUACGUGAACUCGCGUCACAAAAGGCCGUUCCGCACCGGGACUUUUACAAUAUCCGCAAAGUAGACACACACAUACACGCGGCAUCGUGUAUGAAUCAGAAGCACUUACUUCGCUUUAUUAAAAAGACACUGAAAAAUCAUGCUGACGAGGUGGUGACACUCCACAAAGGUACCCCGAUGACCUUAAAGGCUGUAUUCCAAUCUAUGAAUCUUAGCACAUACGAUCUUACCGUUGACAUGCUCGACGUACACGCAGACCGCAACACGUUUCACCGAUUUGACAAGUUCAACGCUAAAUACAAUCCUAUCGGGGAAAGCAGACUUAGAGAAGUUUUCCUCAAAACUGACAAUUUCAUGAAUGGAAAAUAUUUCGCUAGGAUAAUUAACGAAGUUGCAUCAGACUUAGAAGAGAGUAAAUACCAGAAUGCAGAGCUCCGUCUGUCCAUAUACGGGAAGAGUCCCACAGAAUGGGCCAAGUUGGCCAAAUGGGCGAUACAGUAUGACGUACACUCCAAUAAUGUACGCUGGCUGAUACAAAUACCACGGUUAUAUGAUAUUUUCAAAUCAAACAAGAUUAUGAACAACUUCCAAGAGUUCUUGAGUAACAUUUUCGAGCCUCUGUUUGAAGUGACCAGAGAUCCCAAUAGCAAUAUUGAGCUUCACAAAUUUCUUACGCACGUAGUCGGAUUCGAUAGCGUGGACGAUGAAUCGAAACCGGAAAAUCCGAUGCUAGACCCGGACGUCCGUGUGCCCCAGCAGUGGGAUGACGAGGAGAAUCCGCCCUACGCCUACUACCUUUACUACAUGUACGCUAAUAUCACCGUGCUGAAUCACUUCAGGAAGGAACAGGGUCUGAACACAUUUGUGUUACGACCUCACUGUGGUGAAGCCGGUCCAGUGCAACAUCUCGUAUGUGGGUUCAUGCUUGCGGAGAACAUCUCGCACGGAUUGCUCUUGAGGAAGGUGCCAGUUCUGCAAUACCUGUACUACUUAGCCCAGAUCUACAUCGCAAUGUCUCCUCUGAGUAACAACUCCCUCUUUCUCAAUUAUCAUCGCAAUCCGCUUCCGGAGUUCCUGGCUCGUGGCCUUUGCAUCACACUCAGUACUGAUGACCCGCUGCAGUUCCACUUCACCAAGGAGCCUCUAAUGGAGGAAUACAGUAUUGCGGCGCAGGUGUGGAAGCUCAGCUCGUGUGAUAUGUGUGAGCUCGCACGGAACUCGGUGCUCAUGUCGGGCUUCCCGCACGAGAUGAAACAAUACUGGCUGGGCCCCACCUACACAAAAGAGGGUGUGGCCGCGAACGAUAUAACUCGUACUAAUGUACCGGAUAUCCGUAUCUCCUUCCGAUAUGAGACUAUACUCGACGAACUGACCAAUAUAUUCAAGGACGGGAUAUCGACUCGCUGAGACUGGAUGGGACAACUGUUUUUGUUAUCAUUUUGUUUAAUCUACAAAGAGCAAUAGAUUAAAAAUUAACGUUUUAAGACCAUAAAAAAAGAAUAAUUUUGUUUUGUUACGUAUUUGCUAAUUUUACAUUUAAUUCAUUUAUGAAUGUUAACUCAUUCAUUGUGUAUGUAUUAUUAAUAUAGUAUUAGUAAUAUUCACUCAAUAUUAUUAGGUAAAAAACAUACUAUUGAUCUACUGCUCUUAAUAAAUGACGAUUUUCUAACUUCUGUAGUUUUGGAUAUUUUAUAUAUUUCAUCUAAUCCACUUAAUUGUUAAUCAAUGUUAAUUUCAUACCGGAUUUCAAUCGUAUUGAUUUAAGAAAACUCAUCCUGCUUGGGGUACUUUUUGGGGUGAUACUGAUGUGAUAAUGAGGUGCGAAUCAUUAAUAAUCAUUUAAAAGCCUUCAAGAAUCUAAAUGGACCUUGUGAUCAUUUCAAUGAUAUUGAAUAAUUUUUGUAAUCCUCAUUAUAACACAUUGGUCAUUGCCUAUUUGUCAAAUUUUGGCUUAGGUUAAAAGAUGUAAUCUUAUAUGAUCAUAUAUAAAAACUAUAUUUAGCGUCUAUAUAUGGGCUAUUAAUUGUAUUCUGACAGUGUUUUAUUAUAACCUAAUUUAAGGGAUAUAAACUUAUAGACUAUUAUUUCGUGUCAAAUGGCGAAAUUAGUUAACAUUAACAAUUUGUUGCAGUCUCCCGCUGAACGGAGACUGUAGAAUAAAUAUUUUUCUAAAUUCAAAGAGUAUGUAUUGUAUGUAUGUUUUAAAUGUGCUAAUGUGUGUCUAAAAGGCUUAUGUUCCCGUUUGUAUUGCAUGGUUUUACGAACAUUGCGUUGACUAAUUAUAAUCUCCUGAGACAUAUCUGAUUUCAUUAAAAUAAAUUUUAUAAAACAUGUUUUCAGUACACAUUACUUGUUUUGAUUU
This is a messenger RNA of Pieris brassicae (large cabbage white), 3297 nucleotides long. RefSeq names its product AMP deaminase 2. Lineage: Eukaryota; Metazoa; Arthropoda; Insecta; Lepidoptera; Pieridae. The transcript is spliced from 17 exons. Gene Ontology annotation, molecular function: AMP deaminase activity. Gene Ontology annotation, biological process: AMP metabolic process; IMP salvage. Bases 54 to 2342 code for a protein of 762 amino acids. The record is from RefSeq and is a predicted model, not a curated record. Gene Ontology annotation, cellular component: cytosol.